AUGACGUCACGCCGGUGGCGCUGCCCCGCGGGGCCGGAGGGGCGUGUCCAGCGGCGGAAGGGGCGGGGCCAGCGCCAUGCCGAAGCGCGGAAGAAGAAGGAGGAGAACGGGAGCGGGGACGAGGCCGGCCCCGCCCCCGCCAAGGCUCCCAAGGCGUCGCCGGCCCCGCCCUACGAGGACCCGCCCACCCGCGAGGCCACGCCCGAUGGGCGGCGCUGGACGCUCAAGGUGACGUCAUGGAACGUGGACGGGCUGAGGGCGUGGCUGCGCAAGGGCGGGGCCCAGUGGGUGCAGGAGGAGGCCCCGGACGUGCUGUGCCUGCAGGAGACCAAGUGUGCCGUGUCGGCCGUGCCCCCCGAGGUGCGGGCGCUGCCGGGGCUGCCCCACCAGUUCUGGUCCAGCGCCAAGGACCGGCCGGGCUACAGCGGCGUGGGGCUGCUGGCCAAGACCGAGCCGCUGGACGUCACCUACGGCAUCGGUGACCCCGAGCACGACGUGGACGGCCGCGUGGUGACGGCCGAGUUCCCCUCGCUCUUCGUGGUCUCGGCCUACGUGCCCAACUCGGGCCGGGGCCUGGUGCGCCUGGAGCCGCGGCAGCGCUUCGACGCCGCCUUCCUCGACUUCCUGCGGCGCCUGGACGCCCGCAAGCCCGUGCUGCUCUGCGGCGACCUCAACGUGGCGCACGCCGAGAUCGACCUGUGCCACCCGCGCGCCAACCGCGCCAGCCCCGGCUUCACGCCGCAGGAGCGGGAAGGCUUCGGCCGGCUGCUGGCCGCCGGCUUCGUGGAUUCCUUCCGGCACCUGUACCCCGAGGCGCGCGGCGCCUUCACCUUCUGGACCUACCUGGGCGGGGCGCGGGCGCGCAACGUGGGCUGGCGGCUGGACUACGCCGUGCUGUCGCGGCGGCUGCUGGGCGCGCUGUGCGACUGCAAGAUCCGCAGCGCCGUGCAGGGCAGCGACCACUGCCCCAUCACCGCGCUGCUGGCGGUCUAGGCGCUGAAUUGGGGUUAAAUUCAGGUAAUUUGGGUCAAAAUUGGAGUUUGAUCUGUUGUUCGGUCUUAAUUGGACGUGUUUUGGCCCAAAAUUGGCUCAAAUUUGCUUGAAAUAUGCUCAAAUUUGCUCGAAAUCAAAGUUGGAGAUUGAUGGUGUUGUUCGGUUUUAAUUUGACGUGUUUUGGCCCGAAAUUGUCUUGAAUUCACUCAAAAUUGGCUUAAAUUCACUUAGAAUCAAAGUUCAAGUUCGAUGGUGUUAACCGUUUUUAAUUGGAUGGGUUUCAGGACAAAAUCGGCUCAAAUUUGGUCAAAAUCGGCCUAAAUUCACUCGAAAUCGAAGUUUGAGUUUUAUUGUAUUAACCGCUUUUAAUUCAACGCGUUUUGGCCCAAAAUUCGUUCAAUUUUGCCCAAAAUUGGCUCAAAUUCGCUCAAAAUUGUCUUAAAUUCACUCAGAAUUGAAGGUGGAGAUUGAUGGUGUUGGUCUCUUUUAAUUGGACGGGUUUUGACCCAGUUUUGGCUCAAUUUGGCCCAAAAUUGGCUCAAAUUCACUCAGAAUCGAAGUCCGAAAUUGAUGGUGUUGACCGCUUUUAAUUGGAUGUGUUUCGGCCCAAAAUUGGCUCAAAUUUGCUCAAAAUUGGCUGAAAUUUGCUUAGAAUCAAAGUUGGAGAUUGAUGGUGUUGUUCGGUUUUAAUUCAACAUGUGCUGGCCCAAAAUUGGCUCAAAUUUGGUCAAAAUUGGCCUAAAUUUACUCAAAAUUGGCUUAAAUGUGCUCGAAACUGAAGUUUGAGUUUGAUGGUGUUACCGCUUUUAACUGGAUGGAUUUUGGCCCAAAAUUGGGCCUAAUUUGGACCAAAAUUGGCUGAAAUUUGCUCAGAAUCCAAAUUCGACUUCCACGGUAUUGAUGGCCUUUAAUUGGAUGGGUUUUGGUCCAAAAUGGGCCCAAUUUGGAUCAAAAUUGGCUGAAAUUCGCUCAGAAUGUAAGUUCGAGUUCAUGGCAUUAACGGCUUUUAAUUGGAUGGGUUUUGGCCCAAAAUUGGCUCAAUUUCGCCCAAAAUUUGCUCCAAUUCGCUCAAAAUUGGCUCAAAUUCACUCAAAAUUGGCUGAAAUUCACUCAAAAUCGAAGUUCGAGUUCAUGACGUUCACCGCUUUUAAUUGGAUGGGUUUUGACCCAAAAUUGGUUCAAUUUUGCCCAAAAUUUGCUCCAAUUCGCUCAAAAUUGGCUGAAAUUCGCUCGAAAUCAAAGUUUGAGUUUAUGGCAUUAACCGCUUUCAAUUGGAUGGGUUUUGACCCAAAAUUGGCUCAAAUUCGCUCAAAAUUGUCUUAAAUUCACUCGGAAUUGAAGGUGAAGAUUGAUGGUGUUGGCCACCUUUAAUUGGACGGGUUUUGACCCAAUUUUGGCUCAAUUUGGCACAAAAUUGGCUGAAAUUCACUCAAAACCACUCCAAGUUAGACGCUCUCGAUUGGGCGCGUUUUGGCCCAGAAUGGGUUUGGAACAAAUCACCAAAAUUGGGUGAAACCAGCCCAAAACGAGACGCGCAACGUGGGCUGGCGGCUGGACUACGCCGUGCUGUCGCGGCGGCUGCUGGGCGCGCUGUGCGACUGCAAGAUCCGCAGCGCCGUGCAGGGCAGCGACCACUGCCCCAUCACCGCGCUGCUGGCGGUCUAGGCGCUGAAUUGGGGUUAAAUUCAGGUAAUUUGGGUCAAAAUUGGAGUUUGAUCUGUUGUUCGGUCUUAAUUGGACGUGUUUUGGCCCAAAAUUGGCUCAAAUUUGCUUAAAAUAUGCUCAAAUUUGCUUGAAAUCAAAGUUGGAGAUUGAUGGUGUUGUUCGGUUUUAAUUUGACGUGUUUUGGCCCGAAAUUGUCUUGAAUUCACUCAAAAUUGGCUUAAAUUCACUUAGAAUCAAAGUUCAAGUUCGAUGGUGUUAACCGUUUUUAAUUGGAUGGGUUUCAGGACAAAAUCGGCUCAAAUUUGGUCAAAAUCGGCCUAAAUUCACUCGAAAUCGAAGUUUGAGUUUUAUUGUAUUAACCGCUUUUAAUUCAACGCGUUUUGGCCCAAAAUUCGUUCAAUUUUGCCCAAAAUUUGCUCAAAUUCGCUCAAAAUUGUCUUAAAUUCACUCAGAAUUGAAGGUGGAGAUUGAUGGUGUUGGUCUCUUUUAAUUGGACGGGUUUUGACCCAGUUUUGGCUCAAUUUGGCCCAAAAUUGGCUCAAAUUCACUCAGAAUCGAAGUCCGAAAUUGAUGGUGUUGACCGCUUUUAAUUGGAUGUGUUUCGGCCCAAAAUUGGCUCAAAUUUGCUCAAAAUUGGCUGAAAUUUGCUUAGAAUCGAAGUUGGAGAUUGAUGGUGUUGUUCGGUUUUAAUUCAACAUGUGCUGGCCCAAAAUUGGCUCAAAUUUGAUCAAAAUUGGCCUAAAUUUACUCAAAAUUGGUUUAAAUGUGCUCGAAACUGAAGUUUGAGUUUGAUGGUGUUACCGCUUUUAACUGGAUGGAUUUUGGCCCAAAAUUGGGCCUAAUUUGGACCAAAAUUGGCUGAAAUUUGCUCAGAAUCCAAAUUCGACUUCCACGGUAUUGAUGGCCUUUAAUUGGAUGGGUUUUGGUCCAAAAUGGGCCCAAUUUGGAUCAAAAUUGGCUGAAAUUCGCUCAGAAUGUAAGUUCGAGUUCAUGGCAUUAACGGCUUUUAAUUGGAUGGGUUUUGGCCCAAAAUUGGCUCAAUUUCGCCCAAAAUUUGCUCCAAUUCGCUCAAAAUUGGUUCAAAUUCACUCAAAAUUGGCUGAAAUUCACUCAAAAUCGAAGUUCGAGUUCAUGACGUUAACCGCUUUUAAUUGGAUGGGUUUUGACCCAAAAUUGGUUCAAUUUUGCCCAAAAUUUGCUCCAAUUCGCUCAAAAUUGGCUGAAAUUCGCUCGAAAUCAAAGUUUGAGUUUAUGGCAUUAACCGCUUUCAAUUGGAUGGGUUUUGACCCAAAAUUGGCUCAAAUUCGCUCAAAAUUGUCUUAAAUUCACUCAGAAUUGAAGGUGAAGAUUGAUGGUGCUGGCCGCCUUUAAUUGGACGGGUUUUGACCCAGUUUUGGCUCAAUUUGGCCCAAAAUUGGCUGAAAUUCACUCAAAACCACUCCAAGUUAGACGCUCUCGAUUGGGCGCGUUUUGGCCCAGAACGGGUUUGGAACAAAUCCCCAAAAUUGGGUUAAAUCCACUCAAAAUUUUUGGCACCAUCCCUUUUUAGUUGGAUGGGUUUUGGCCCAAAAUUGGCCCAAUUUGGUCCAAAAUCGGCUCAAAUCCACUCAGAAUCACUCGAAGCUAAACGCUUUUAAUUGGAUUUGUUUUGACCCAAUUUUGCCUCAAUUUAGCCCAAAAUCGCUUUGGAACGA
Passer domesticus (house sparrow) is the source of this 4352-nucleotide messenger RNA. RefSeq names its product apurinic/apyrimidinic endodeoxyribonuclease 1 (gene APEX1). The record is from RefSeq and is a predicted model, not a curated record. Lineage: Eukaryota; Metazoa; Chordata; Aves; Passeriformes; Passeridae. Gene Ontology annotation, cellular component: nucleus. Gene Ontology annotation, biological process: base-excision repair. Gene Ontology annotation, molecular function: endonuclease activity; phosphoric diester hydrolase activity; DNA binding.